This is a messenger RNA of Talaromyces marneffei, 231 nucleotides long. RefSeq lists its product as uncharacterized. Bases 1 to 231 code for a protein of 76 amino acids. NCBI's taxonomy places the organism in Eukaryota, Fungi, Ascomycota, Eurotiomycetes, Eurotiales, Trichocomaceae. The transcript has 4 exons. The record is from RefSeq and is a predicted model, not a curated record. Gene Ontology annotation, biological process: protein N-linked glycosylation.
AUGUCUCUCAACAACCUCUGGGAGACCUCCGCAGCUCCAUACUACCCCAUUGUCGCAAAGGACAACCAAUUCGCCGUUGGCUUUGCUUUGCUAUUCAUCGCUCUUCUUCUUACUGGUCUUUUUGGAUUGAAUCGAUCAUUCCUCAAUAUACCUCUCCUCGGCCUACCGGCGUCUCUUGCAUUUGGCUUCGGGGCCGUAUUCAUGAUUUGUGCCGUUGGUGUCUACGUUUAA